UACACACCACUGAACACAACAUUUGCUUGUCAUUUUAAAUCCAGCACCAGAGCCAUCCGGACCGUUGUUACAAUACCACAAUGGGUUGUAUACAAAGCUUCAGGCAGUGCUGCGACCAGCCAAAAAACACCAAUGUCCGAAUCAGUCUUCCAGCUGUGUGUUUUGUUUGGCAACUUGCUAUGAUUAUUUUAUUCGGCUUUUUUAUCCGUUAUAAUGCAGAAUCCGAUGUGCAUUGGAAACAGGAGAAUAAAAACAUAUCCAGGAGUGACAUUGAGAAUGAUUUCUAUUUCAGAUACCCAAGUUUCCAGGAUGUCCAUGUAAUGAUCUUUGUGGGUUUCGGUUUCCUCAUGACCUUCCUGAAGCGCUACAGCUUUGGCGCCGUGGGCUUUAACCUCCUCAUUGCCGCUUUUGGGCUUCAGUGGGCACUGCUGAUGCAGGGCUGGUUCCACUCUCUGGACCCAAUGGACGGCAAGAUCAAGAUUGGUGUGGAGAGCAUGAUCAACGCAGACUUCUGUGUAGCCAGUUGUUUGAUAGCAUACGGGGCGGUGCUCGGCAAGGUGAGCCCGGUCCAGCUGAUGGUGAUGACCCUGUUUGGAGUCACUCUGUAUGCUGUGGAGGAGUACAUCAUCCUUAACCUCAUACAUGCCAGGGAUGCUGGUGGCUCCAUGGUGAUCCACACGUUCGGGGCUUAUUACGGUCUGUCCAUAUCAUGGAUGCUGUAUCGUCCCAACCUGGAUAAGCGUCUAAAUGGCUCCGUCUACCACUCUGAUGUCUUUGCAAUGAUUGGAACCCUCUUCCUGUGGAUGUUCUGGCCUAGUUUUAACUCUGCCAUCUCUUACCAUGGGGAUGGGCAGCACAGAGCUGCUAUCAACACCUACCUGUCCCUGGCCGCCACUGUCCUCACAACUGUAGCCAUCUCCAGUCUCUCCCAGAAAGCCGGCAAGCUGGACAUGGUGCACAUCCAGAACUCCACAUUGGCCGGGGGCGUAGCGGUGGGAACAGCAGCAGAGUUCAUGCUAAUGCCUUAUGGAUCUCUGAUCGUAGGGUUCUGCUGUGGCAUCAUCUCCACUCUGGGCUAUAUUUAUCUCACGCCAUUCAUGGAGAAGUAUCUGAAGAUCCAAGACACGUGUGGUAUCCACAACCUCCACGCCAUGCCGGGGGUCAUUGGGGGCAUUGUGGGCGCCAUCACUGCUGCCGCUGCCAGUGAAGGGGUCUAUGGCAAGGAAGGGUUAAAAACCGUAUUUGACUUCACGGGGAAAUGGGAAAACAUGCUCCCGACUCAGCAGGGAGGACACCAAGCAGCCGGCCUCUGUGUUGCCCUCUGCUUUGGAAUUGGAGGAGGAAUCCUUGUUGGCUGUGUUCUGAGAUUACCUAUCUGGGGGGAUGCUCCUGAUGACCACUGCUUUGAUGAUGAGCUCUACUGGGAGGUACCUGAGGAUGAAGAGAGCAUUCCUCCUAUUCUGGAGUACGACAAUCACAUCCGGAACCAAGCUGGAAAAAACUCACAUUUCUCUAUGGAACAGAGUCGUAACUGAAAAUAGGGCCGGAUGUCAUUUCCUUCCUACCCAUUAAAUUGAUGGUCCUUCACUGACUCCUGCUGGACAGAAACCAGUCCUAUCCUCUUCAUUACUGUUUAUACAGAUAUGUUCAUGGAAUCUAUAAUCAAUUGUUCCAACUUUGCAUUGAUUUACAACAAGAUCUCCUAGAGAAACAUUUGAUAUCUUAUCAUGACCACAUACAAUAUUGUUUUUGUCAUUGUGUCAUUUUACCCAGCCCAUAUCACUGGUGAUGCUGGUGAGAGGGGACCUUUUUUGCAAUUUAAAAAAAAUGUUUUUUAUGUCUAGUUGCAGGGAUAUUACUACGAAGGUUUUUCGUGGGGGUGCCAAAGGGGGACC
Esox lucius (northern pike) is the source of this 1895-nucleotide messenger RNA. Its product is annotated as ammonium transporter Rh type C 1. Gene Ontology annotation, molecular function: ammonium channel activity. NCBI's taxonomy places the organism in Eukaryota, Metazoa, Chordata, Actinopteri, Esociformes, Esocidae. The coding region runs from base 81 to 1535 and encodes 484 amino acids. Gene Ontology annotation, cellular component: plasma membrane. The record is from RefSeq and is a predicted model, not a curated record. The transcript has 11 exons. Gene Ontology annotation, biological process: ammonium homeostasis; ammonium transmembrane transport.